AUGUCUACCAAGCUCAAUAUACUUCACUUUAACGAUGUCUAUCACCUCAAAGAACAAAGUCGUGAACCAGUUGGCGGAGCUGCUCGUUUUGCCACGCUACUGAAAGAAUUUAGGAAUUCUUUUGAUGCGGACACGACUUUGGUCACAUUUGGCGGAGAUGCGUUCAAUCCAAGUGUCGAGAGUAGCAUAACCAAAGGGCUGCAUAUGGUUGCUCCUUUAAACAGUCUUGGCAUCGACGUUGCUUGCAUAGGCAAUCAUGACUUUGAUUUUGGCGUUGCAGUACUCAGAUCCCACAUUGCGCAGACCAAGUUUCCUUGGUUGCUCUCCAACGUUGUCGAUCCUGAUACCGAUAAGCCUCUGGGUGGGGGGAAAAAAUUUGUAGUGCUUAACAAGAGCGGGUUGAAGAUUGGAUUCAUUGGGCUUGUCGAGAAAGAAUGGCUGGAGACGAUUCCUGGUCUACCGCCGUCAAAGCAUAUCGAUUUUAUACAGGCGUGUAAAGAUCUUUCAGCCGAGUUACGUGAUCCCAAUGGUCCGCAUGCUGUUGACUUGGUAAUAGCAAUCACACAUUCGCGACUUCCCAAUGAUAUCAUCCUUGCACGUGGAUGUCAGGACGAAAUCGACCUCAUGCUUGGCGGACACGAUCAUUUCUAUUACGUCGGAAAAGGAUGCGAAAUGAAGGACGGGUGGACGAGACAAAGUAUUGACGGUGAUCAGGAAGAUGAUGGAGUGAAGUUAGUUAAGAGCGGAACUGAUUUCCGUGAAUUAAGUAUAGUAGAGUGCGAGAUAGGCGAAAGUGGAGGGAGAAAGGUUAUCAAGAAAGUUGAAGUGACCCGAAAGGAAGUAACCCGCGACGUCCCACCAGACGCCGAAAUGGAGACAACAGUAGAAAUUGCGACACAAGAAGUAUCUACCGUGCUUGCUAAACCAGUUGCAUAUACCACAACGCCCUGGGACUGUAAGUCCACGACUGUCCGAUCGUCUGAAUCAGCUUUUGGUAACUUUGUCGCCGAUUUAAUGAUGUAUGCUUACCAAUCAUGUUUGAGUUAUAACAUUGAUUGCGCUAUUCUGUGCGGUGGAUCGAUACGAUCGGAUGCGACGUAUGGUCCGGGAGUGAUCACUCUGUCCGAUAUACGGGAGAUACUUCCAUUUGAAGAUACGGUGGUCGUGAUAAGGAUCACAGGACAGCAGAUAUGGGAUGCUCUUGAAAGUGCAUUAUCAAAGAUUCCAAAGCAAGAAGGACGAUUUCCGGUUGUCAGUGGAUUGAAAAUAGAAUACGAUCCAAGUGCACCUCCCGAGAAACGCAUUCGUAACUUAUACCUGACUGAACGUCUUCCGCCAACGCCGUCUGAUGACGAUGAUACGUCCACAUCUCAGGGCAGUUUAAACAUCAUCGGUCCCGUGGACGUUAACCAAACAUAUACCGUCUGUACGCGACACUACUUGGCUCAAGGCUACGACGGAUACAGUGCGUUGAAUCGACCAAACACCGAGUAUAUUGUUGACGAUGAAGCAGGCAUUAUACUCUCUACUAUUGUUCAUCGAUACUUUAUUGGAUUGUAUUAUGUAAAUGCAAUGAGAUUUAACAAAUCUUUUGAAGAAAGAACACGCGAGACUGUUGCCAAAGCUGUUGAGAAAUGGAAAGGCUUGAAAAAAGUAAAACGUGAGAGAGAUAGCAAAGGGCAUUUGUCGAGAAAGAGUAUCUGCGAUGCAUUGGCGUUAUCAUGUGGUGAGGUUGUAGAUAUUGUUCCUGAGGCCAAGGAUGAGCUAGACAAGGAGUCUGCUGGAGAAGAUGGUUUUAAGCGAGAAUGGGUUACCGUGUCGCCUGUUAUUGAGGGCAGGAUUGUUGCCGUCACUGAAUAA
This is a messenger RNA of Paraglomus occultum, 1860 nucleotides long. The record is from the annotation of a GenBank genome assembly. Lineage: Eukaryota; Fungi; Glomeromycota; Glomeromycetes; Paraglomerales; Paraglomeraceae.